Motacilla alba alba is the source of this 10211-nucleotide messenger RNA. It is a transcript of the gene KBTBD12, whose product is annotated as kelch repeat and BTB domain containing 12. The record is from RefSeq and is a predicted model, not a curated record. Gene Ontology annotation, molecular function: protein binding. The transcript has 6 exons. Bases 5844 to 7703 code for a protein of 619 amino acids. Lineage: Eukaryota; Metazoa; Chordata; Aves; Passeriformes; Motacillidae.
UCCUGUUUAUUUUCUAUGCUGCUCUAGGAUAAACCACUAUGGUCAGCUGCAAGGUUUGAGCAAAAUCAGCUGCAUGUUUAUGGGCAAAUGUAGGUGGGCAAUUCAAAGGGUGGUGACAUUGCAGAUCUUUUCAAGUUUUUACCUCCUAAUUCAUGAGAACACGCAGAGGUGAACUCACAAAGCUGCAGCCUGUGACUCAGAUCAUGGGGUGAAGGAGGGUAUCUGGUGCCCAACUUGUCAGGAUGUGCCCAGCACCAUUUCCUGAGGGCUCUGAGGGUAAGGCCCUGCUGGUGGUCCUUCCUCCACGCUCCUGCUGGGACCAUCUGUCUCCCAGUCACCUUGACACCCAGGGUUGGACAGACAGCCCAGGCUUUCUGUGUGUCUCUGGUACAGAGUUUCACCAUGUAACAUCCCAGUCACCUUUGGGACAGCAUAGGAAUGGGAGAGAGGAACCUCCUCCAACUGAACACUCAGGACUGGACAUGUAUGAACCAACAUCAUCUUCAUUCCACUUUAGGGACAAAUGCCACAAGCCCACGAUGGGAGUAUUCUGUGUCUCUCAGGGUUAUUACCUCUGCUUGUCAGAAGAACAAUGCUUUUUUUCUAAUUUUUAAAUUUUUUUUUGUGGUUCCAUUGUAUCCCAGACUGGGGGGCUGCAGCAAAUGCAGAAUUUAUUGGAAUACACAAACAUGUAUUUGCACAAUUGGCAAGUGGGCCCUGCAGCUUAGUAAAUGCUAAUUAAUCUCUCAGGCUGCUAGGAAAUCAUCAUUAUCCCAGUUCAGCAAUGAGAAACAAAGACCAAAGAGAGUGGCAGGGGCUUAUACUGAGUGACAGAGUCAGAGCAGACAGAAUUGCAGUCUUCUUUGGUGUUCUGAACAGUAAACCACAAAAGAUUGGCAAGCCUGCAUCUGAAGAGCAGAAUGGAGGCACCUGGGGAUUUUCCCUCAAUCCCUGUCUCCAAGAGCUCAGCUCAGGGCAGGCUGCUGCUCUCAUCCCACCUGACUGCUCAGAUUUCCUUUCCUUGAGAAGUAAGAGCAAUGGAGAGCUCUGACUGCAGCAGGGAGCUGGAAACCAGCCUGACUAUGGAUUCACUUCUGGGAACUGGGAAUCACUCUCAGACACCCGUGUUUUGGUUAUAGUCUGAGUGUUUAUUGUCCACAAAUUCAUUGCAGCUUUUUAUCUUGCAUUUUCCUGUGAGAGUUUGUUUCAACACUUGCAGCCAAAUAAUGACUAGACAGGGCAAGUUCCUGUUAUUUCUUUGCUAAUGGAAUGCCAGGAGUCACUAAGACAUCUCUAGCUGAGGUGGAGGCUAAGAUGACAUCCAGGAUCAGGAAGAGAGCAUGGAGGAAUUGGUAACAAGAGCAGAGGAAGGAGAAUCUCCUCCAAAGGUAUUCAAAGACCUGUAGCAAUAGCUUUUGAGAACUGACCACACAAGUCAGAAGGGCAAAAAAGAUAGGCAAAUCCCUAAAUCAUGUGGAUGGGAUUUGUUUUAGAAUUAAAUCUCUGCCUUUCUGAAUAAAACCUGGAAAAGAUCGUGUGAGCUUCAAGUAUAUUUUUAGCCAUAUAUACAGCAACUGCACAUUUCUAAGCCAGCUAAAAUUUGAUUCAGAAUGCUUUAAUAUUUUGCUCCUUCUCACAGAGCACACCUUGAUGGACAUUAGUCUUUUCUGUGGCCAUAAUGACCCCAAGUUCUGCUGUUCUGAGGAUGCACUUUUGGUGUCAAUUUGGAAAUAUUUUGACUCUAAGAGUUACAUAAUUUUCUUAGAGAGAUUAAGAAGUAUUAAAACUAAUGUAGGGACCAACCUUUCCUAGAACCCCAUCCAGUUACAUGCUUCUUUGCAUCUCCAUUCCCAUCUCUACUGAUCUAAAAGGAGAAAAAGGACUCUGACCCUCCAAUCAGCCUGCUCCUGCUGUCUGAUUAGCUGGCAGCUAUCACAGUUCUUCUUUUGCUCUGUUACAGUUUCAUUUCCAGAGGAAAAAGCCCUGAUGGAUAUUGAGCCUCAGGAUUGUGGCACCACUGCAAAUUAAAUGAGGCUUCUGUUUACACCGAAGGACCGGCAGUACCUCCUUAAUCAGGCUGUCUGUUCUUUGGAAAUCAGCAGAUAUUUUGCCUAAAAGCACCCAGCAGUGCAGUGUAACUCAGUAAUAACUGUUUAUUGGGGGUCAGGAGGGAAGCCCCAGAAGAAAAACUGUAGUUAGAAUCUGUAAAAAAAAUCUAAAAUCUGUAGUUAGAAGCACUGGUGAGUGGUUGACUUUGGGGAGUUUCUUUUGCCUUUUGUUUUAAGAUUGCCUGAACUUGAUGGAGGCUCUGUCAUUUAAAAGGCAGAGAGACCUACAAAUUAAGCAACAUCUAGCUCCUAAUGUGUGAAACUGCAAUUUGCAUACAUCAUGGCAGCUGCUGAGUUGGUCCUUAUUACCUCUGCUGGAGUGUUAAUUUAACCACAACUUUAUCAUUAAUUUAAAUGGAAAAGCAGCGGGUUGCUGGCAUGCUACAUUAUCCGUCAGGCAACUGGGAAUCAGUUGACAGAGCCAGAAAGAGAUUUCAAUUCAGAGGGGCUGCAGGGUGCUGCCUCCAGGACCUGUGGUCACAGACAAGCUCCAGAUUGCCCUUGGUCGGCUCUAAAGGUCAACACCAACCCCAAGGAAAAAACCCAAAUCAAUACCGUAUCUGGACUGUCAUAAGAGAAUAUACAAUACAACCAAACUUGAAAUCUCUGUAUUUCUGAUUUUUUUGUCCCUGUGUACCCAAACUGGCACUGUUUAUACAGACAUGAAAACCAGAACAUUCUGGUUUUGACAACAAAUGGCUUGUAGAGCAACCAUUGCAAUGUGGUCCAGACCCACCCUGAGGGCUGAAGGCACUCGGGCUCUCUGCCCAGGCAGGAGAUGCCAAAGCUGCCCACACAGGAUGUGCUGGGAGCAGGGAGCAGCAGUGCCAUGAACGGCGCCAGUGCCAUCGGCCGGCGCGCUGGCUGAGCCUGGAGGCACCUCCACACUCAGCUGAUGCCACAUGGAGGAACGAACGCGCCAGAACCACUCAUGUGGGAAGUAAAGCAAAUGUGAGGUACCGGUUGCCAAACCAGAGGCUGCCUCACUCUCCAGGAAAAGAGGCUGAGAAACACUGAGAAACUGCUGAGAUGGGAGAUGAGAGGAGCAGUGUCCAUGCUGGGGAGCCACCCAUGGGCAUGGAGUCUCCAAGAAUGAGAGUCUCCUCUCCCAAGCCAUGAUGAUGUGCCACCAUUUAAUGACACAACUGUGUAUUUUUCAAUGGAGAAUGAGGUUCUGCUCUGAACUACGGCAAGAGGGACAGAGGAGAUGAGUUCAGCUCAGAACCUCAGUUGUGAUGUUUCGGUGGCAGAAAAGAAAAACCAUGUCCUGAUGCCUGCCAGAGUUUAACUGAGCUGAUGCAGGUCUCCUCUGAAGUUCAGCUACAACUGACUGUGACUCAUGAUCCUGCUCAUGGCAAACUGGAGCAAAGCUUCACCCAUGAACACUCACCCACCAGAACAGGUGUCCUGCUUUCAGGUGAAGUGUGAACAUUGUGUAGCUGUUCCCAAACUCUGGACUAUGGUAAAGACACACUUGUAAACUGGUCAGACUUUCUCCUAAAAAAAGGGCUAUUCUUCAAAUAAGUGAAUCACUAAGAGCUGAGGUUUAGAAAGGAAUGUCUUUGCUCAGGCAGCACCAGGGUGUACUGUAUGACUGGUAUUGUGCAGACACUGUUCUAAGACAUUAAAUUCAACACGUAUUUCCUAAACACAGAUAAAUUUGCAUUAAAUGUGCCUUUUCUGUCUCUGAUGCCUAGUCCUUCUUGUUGUUUUAAAAUACACGGUGCUAAAUGAUCACACUUUUAUUGAAUUAUCACAGAUACUCUUCUCUUGGUAUUAGCUUAACAAAGUUCAGGAAAAACUUGUCUUCGCCCACAUCUCAGCCAUUCAUUUUUAUAAUAAAAAUUACCAUGACAACAGAUAAUGAUAUCAGAAUGAAAAGAUUAUUACUUAAUUACAUGAAGAAGGUGAAAACAGGCUUGGCUUACAGCAGAAAAAGCUUUUAAUUCCAGCAAAAAUAUGGGGAGCACACACUCAAUUUGUGACAUCAUGAAGUGCUGCUGAGAGCUGCCCAGGGGUUGCCCCACUGCAUGACGGGGUGUCCCAGUUAAUUCAGUGAAGUGCAAGAGAAAUACUUGUAAUUUCAUUAGCAAUAAAGAGAAAUUUUCCUUAAAAGUGUUAGUGUUUUUGUGAAACAGGCUCAUGAUAGAAAUUAUAAGAAGAAAUGCAUCCAUAAAGAAACAUGAUUAUUAUUUAGGUAGUGGACUGGUUUCAUAUAAAUAAAACUAACUACAUAAAUGCUCCAUUGUUAACCAGCGCCAUGCUAUAAAUCAUUCCAAGUUAGAGGAGAACAGGGCAAUCUACAGAAUAUGGUCCGUUUUUAUCACAGCUGUGGCAUUUCAUCAGAACGCUGUUCUAUCUUGGUUUCUGUGAGAGCUGUGGUAUCAGACUGGUUAUUUUUAUUUCUAAGAUAAAUCUGAACUUUUAAUAAGAACAACCUGGGAAUUUAGACUCUUAUGUAUCUUUGUAAUAUGUAUCUUUGCAAUCUAGUCUAUCGAAUUCUCGGGCAAGAAUAAACUUUAAUCACUGGUAAUUUUUUCCUAGUUUUGUUCACAAAUGCUAUGAAAUAUGCUUUUAAAAUAAUGUACUUUAAUUUUCCCUCUAAACCCAACAAACUGCUAUUAGCAGUUGAACGUUUCUGCAAACUUCCUCUAUGGCUUUUAGAGAAACUGUGCAAUAAAAUCAUCAGAAUAAAAAUCUAGAUAAGGAAUCUACACUUCAUUUUCAAUUUUCGCAGAAGUUAUUACAAUCAAUCAACCAAUUAGCAUGGUGAAUAAAUACAUUAAUGCUAUUUAAAAAAGAACAGUCUGGAAACCCCUUAAUGUCUUUCUCAACUAAAAGUAUUGGUUCAACAUUAAUCAAUUUUAUAACCCUAAAUUCUGCUUAGUCUUUUUUCCAUCUUUGCUUAAACAUAUGGAAAUAAAAAUAGCAUAUUAUGGCCCUCUCUGCUCCUCUUUAAUUUUCAGAGUAUAAGAUGUACAUCAGUGCAGCCCCACUAUUCUGGACCUAUCUAGUUGAUCUGUUUCUGAUCUACACCAGCACAAACAAGAAGAAGCCAUAAAAUAUACAGAUAACAACUCAAUUUGGUCAACAAUCCUUCUUUUGUGUACAGCUUCAGCCCUUGGCAACCUCGCAGCAGGGCAGGAGCAUCAGUUUGGGAAAAUUUCUGUCAGCUAUGGAGACAGUGGCCUUGGUUUUGGGAAUGACUUGGAUAGGGUCAGCAAGCAACAGCAUCUGCUGUGGUUGGGUACCCACACCUCAGAGGUAGAUGGGUGCUCCUGUGCCGGAACUGCUCUAGCCACCCAGGAACAGCUGCCAUCCAGAGAUAGGGCUGGUUCUGUGCAAGGUCUGUGGGGAACAUAAUUCCUGAGGUGGUCACCAACACCAACUGCAGCUGCCCCACCCCAAGGCAGAGUCUGGUGCUCCCUAGCACAGCGCCUGGCAGGCAGCACAUGGGCAGGGGGUGAGGAGAACGGUGCCUGCCGGCUGCGUCCUAAUGUGCCCUGUGCCUGACAUUAGAGCAGCUCCUUAUCCCAGCCAGGAGCCCAAAGCAAGGCUAUUUUUAGCCCUGGCACCUCACUGUUACCAGGAGCUCUGUGUGCUGUGUGAGAGCUCUGCUUCCCUCUCCCAUGCACUCUCACAGGCCCUUGCCGCUCCCAGCGUGGAAAAGAAACAUUCCCAAUGAAGACUUUUAGUUCUGAGGAUAUUUAAAGAGAGGAAGUUUGGAGACCCACCAUGGAUCACAAGGCUGAGGAGAAGAGAAAGCAGCGCCACAGCUUGACUCUAUUGGAGCAAGUAAAGAGCAUGAGGGAAUCAACACAGAUAAUCGAUGUGGUGCUGGUCGCAGAAGGGGAGAAGUUCCCCUGCCAUAAGGUGGUGCUGGCUGCCUUCAGCGCCUAUUUCAGAGCCAUGUUCACGUGUGGCCUGGCAGAGUGCACGCAGAGGGAGGUGGUGCUGCACGACAUCUCUGCCAAGAGCGUGUCCGUGAUCCUGCACUACGUGUACAGCGCCGAGCUGCGCCUCACCAGCCUCAACGUGCAGACUGUCGCCCUCGCUGCCUACUUCAUGCAGAUGGAAGAGGUUUGCAACAUGUGUCAGAAGUACAUGAUGGACCAUAUGGAUGCUUCCAACUGCGUGGGCAUCUAUUACUUUGCAAACCACAUCGGGGCAGAUGAUUUAUGUGACCAAGCGAGGAAAUACAUGUAUCAGCAUUUUGCUGAGGUGAGCUUGCAGGAAGAAAUACUAGAGAUUGAAUUCCAGCAGCUGCUGACUCUCAUCAAAUCAGAUGAUCUGAACAUUUCCAGGGAGGAGAGCAUUCUGGACCUCGUCAUUAGAUGGGUCAAGCACAGCAGAGAGUCACGUUCAGAACACCUUGUUGAGCUCCUCAAGCAAGUGAGACUGGUACUUGUCAGCCCCUCUUUCCUUGUGGAAGCCCGGAAGAGGAACACAAUUAUUCUGUGCAAUUCAGAAUGCAAUGAUAUGUUCGAGGAAGCACUGAAAACCAUCCAACUGUCCAGGCACCCUUCCCUCAGCCUGCGAUACGGCAUGGAGACUACGGAUCUCCUGCUCUGCAUCGGCAACAACUCCCUCGGCAUCAGGUCCAGGCAUGGCAGCUAUGCAGAUGCCAGCUUUUGUUAUGCCCCUGCGACAGGAAAGACGUACUUCAUUUCCUCCCCGAAGUAUGGAGAGGGCUUGGGAUGUGUUUGCACUGGUGUUGUCACUGAGAAAAAUGAUAUCAUUGUGGCAGGCGAGGCAAGCGCCGUCAAAAUGUCUAGACAAAGGACCAGGAACAUUGAAAUUUAUAGAUACCACCAGCGAGGAAACCACUUUUGGCACAGUCUGUGCACCACUCAGCUCCGUGAGCUCUACGCACUGGGCACUGCCCACAACGACCUCUAUGUAAUAGGAGGGCAAAUGAAAGUGAAAAAUCAGUAUCUGGUCACAAACUGUGUGGAGAAGUAUUCCAUGGAGCAAGGCACCUGGAGAAGCACGGCACCCCUGCCAGUACCGCUGGCCUGCCACGUGGUGGUGACAGUGAAGGACAAGCUGUACGUGCUGGGUGGAUGGACACCACAGAUGGAUCUUCCUGACGAGGAGCCGGAUCGAUUAAGUAACAGAACGUUUCGCUACGACCCGGCCCAAGACAAAUGGGUGGAAAGAGCCCCAAUGAAGUUCUCCAAGUACCGCUUCAGCACAGCCGUGGUCAAUGGGGAGAUUUAUGUCUUGGGAGGAAUUGGGUGCCUUGGUUAUGACAGAGGACAGACACGGAAAUGUCUUGAUGCAGUGGAGAUUUAUAACCCUGAUGGAGACUUCUGGAGGGAUGGACCCCCUAUGCCUUCUCCCCUCCUCUCCUUACGAACCAACUCCACCAGCGCAGGCUGCGUGGAAGGGAAGCUGUACCUCUGUGGAGGAUUUCAUGGAGCAGCUCGUCAUGAAGUGAUCACCAAAGAGAUCCUGGAGCUGGACACGUGGGAGAACCAGUGGAACGUGGUGGCCACCAACGUCCUCAUGCACGACAGUUACGAUGUGUGUCUUGUGGCUCGGCUGAACCCACGGGAUCUCAUCCCUCCUCCUCCAGAUUUAGUGAGCCAAUAGAAGUUCAGGGACUCUCAGUGCUUCUCAGACUUCUCAGAUUCUGCAGAGACUGAAGAAUUUGGGGAGACAAGUGCUGCAUUGGCUCUGGAUCACAGCUGAGUCCCACCGAGAGGAAAGGGCAACACGUGCUUAAGCAUAUAAUUGCCUUUGAGCUGUGCUUCUCUGAUGAUGCUUAAUUUGAUAGUACUGGUGGUGCUCUGGACUUCUGUGCUUGAAAGCCAAGGCUGUCCAGCCUUUGCGUGCGGCUCUACAUCUUCAGCCUGGCUGAGCAAGCUCCAGUGCUGGGUGAAGCCUGGGCUGCUGGGACUCUGCCUGACAGGCACAGAGGCAGCCCAGGGCUCAGCUCAGCUCACAGCAGACACAUGACAGAAAGCUCUAGGCAGGGAAAUCCCUCCUUUGCUGUUCAUCCCACUUGGAUUGACUAGCUACCCAGGAAGCUAAGAAAUAGAGUAAGCCAGCUGAUGAAAAGCAAGUGCCAGACUGUAAUUGACUGAUGCAGAGGUAAAACAUAGAAAAGCCUUUAUUUGAAACAAAAUCCCAUUAGCCAAGGUCCAUUAGCCAAGAACACCAGCUCCUGCAAACACUAUCUAAAGCACAGACACUACAGUCAAGACAUCCUGUCUUUGCUAAUAGACCUGAACCUGUGCUAGUCGAAAACGAAUCCUUUGGCAGCAAAUCACAAAUGAGUCUUUCAAGUAGGGCUGGUAGGCAAUCUCUACCAAAGACAAGAAGAAUCUUAAAUUUUCACAUAAAUCCUAUUUAUUACAAAGUCUGGUAUGACCAGGAUCUUAGAGCUCAGUUAGGAAACUUCCCUUGAGAGAUGAAUAAGGGUUUGCAAACUAAAAAGUAACAAAUGAGACCAGUAUUAUCUGCAUAUCAGCAUUGCAGCUACAGGGAAAGGAGAGAUGUGCUAAACAAUAAAUGUUUAUAUAAUAGCUUUAAUGGAGGCUAAUAAGGCUAAUUCUCUACCCACAGAAUUGGCUAUAAUCACAGGGAAGAGGAACAAUUCAAACAGUGCUUCUGAAGGCAGUGUUAGCCUUUGUAGAGCUUGAAGACAGCAGGUUAGAGUGAAAAUUGCUAUCCCAUUUGAAUUACCAAUAACUAUUCAUCAGUUCUCUGCUGCCUGCCUGGCAGUGUAUCUGUCACUGCCUGGGCAGUGCAGACCAGAGAACUGGAAAUCUCAUGGUGCUCUUGGGCCACAGCUGUAAGGGGCAGCAUGCUGCAAUGCAGACUGCAUGCCAGAGGCAAACAGAAGACUAAACUAUGAUAUUGUGUGAGAAUAAUCAUUGCCAGCAAGAAGUGGCUUUUGAUAACCAAAAAGCAGCAACAAAAGUGGAACAAAAAAAAAAAAGGCAAAGAAAUGAGGGAGUCCAUCAGGUAGUUUACCCACAGUUACUUCCAGGAUUUAUAUUUUAGAGCAUCUCGAUUUUCUCUUUCAAUCAUGUUUUAGGCACAAAAAUGCCAGCUUUUUGUGUUGCUUUUUUGACUGCAGUGCUCUGCUUAUAGCAGAGAGAGAUGGAGAGGAUGAUCCAAAAGCCUUUUCCCAAUUUCGACUUGUGUUAUUCAUUAAUUAUUCUAUAAAUAUCCAGUGGGAACAUUAAGCUGUCAUGUAAAAACUUUAAGAAGGAAGAGGACUCAUUUUUCCUGAUAACUCUUGUAGGACACUGAGGAAUGCUCAGACAAAAAGGGAUUUGAGGGGAAGGAAUGAAGGAAAACACAUAGAAAAGCAGUAAAUCCAUGAGCCUUACAGCUAAUUGCUUUUCUCCCUUUGCAUUUCCCAAGCAGGAUGUGUGUCACAGCCUAAACAUGUACUCUUGUGUUUGCAUAAUUUCUGCAUUAUUCAGCCAUCCUUUUUUCUUGCCAUUGCUCAUAUAGGUUAUCAUCUGCCUAGAACAGAGUUGUGACAAGCAUGAAUUCAGCAGUACAAAUCAGCAACCAGUUCCUAAAAUCUCAGCCCCUCUGGUCAUCAAGUGCAGUUGUAGGUGUAAUGGCAAACUCUGCUUUAAUAGGUUUUUAAACAAAAUCAGUAGAAAAUUCUACCAGUCAAUAACCAUUCAAUACUGAAAACUCUUUGACUUUUGUUGUUACUGUGAAAUAAAGGUUAUUUUGUUUUAAUUUCUCUACAAGGCUCUUAGAGCAGCUGGAAGCAAUGCUCUUGAGCAUCCAUUAAGGGUUUCCUUGUAAAACUCCAAAUUCUGCAAGUGUACCUACAGAUUUUUCUUUUUUCUUUUCUUUUUUUUUUUUUCUUUCUUUUUUUUUUUUUUUUUUUUUUUUUUUUUCUUUAAGGAAGAUUGCUUUAAAGGGAUUUUUUGAUCUUUGGUCUCUGCUCUGUGGUCUAUUCCUUACAGUCCUUGUGGUUUAAAGCCUGGGCUAAUCUACUGGAUUUCACUCCCUAAAAGACAGUCUAUUUGGAAUAUUUCAAGAGAAGAAGGGAGAUAUUUGCAACCUUUCAUGAGUAAUAUUUGACCAUGUGUGUGAAACUCAGCUGGCACUCUUCAAUUAAACUUU